AUGGAUUCGCGCUUUGCCAUCACCCGAGACGACCUUUACACUGUCCAGAUGGACGUCAAGCAAUUGCAGGCAGUACAGAUCAGCCAUGCUGAAAGGCUAGCACGUCUGGAGAAGCGCCAAGCCGAUGAAGCAUCAAUCAAGUCUGUGUGGAACUCUCCUUUUCCCAGCGCUCUGAGUGGGACUCCACAACAUGGGCCCAUAGAGAUGCCUCCACCGGAUGAGAUAUUCGAUGACUUUGAGGAACAGGGUCAGAGUCUGCUGGGCAGCCUGCACUUGGACACAGAAGACGAGCCGACACGACGUGGGGCUGCGUCCAGAGCCAACAGCGUACGCUUUGAUGAAAGUGCCCUGCAGGGGUCAAGCUGGGCACAGAAUGGUCGUCAAUCUGGCGAUUUCGGACCAGUCCGUCCCGGCAGCGGGAUGGGAAGCCAUGGGAUGGAACGCACAUUUUCACACAAGUCGGAUGGCAGGCACAGCUCUGCUGGACACUCGGUCCACUCGGUACAUUCUCAUCACUCUGUAGCCUCCGGCCGAGCCAGUAGCUUGGGGCUCGAUGCAACAUUCACCACGAAUGGUCGAGAGGACGAGUCUCCAGUGGGAAUGCCAGAACCACCCGCCAGUCUCUUUGUGCUUGGGUCCGUGCCGUCAAUCAUUCGCUGCUGGCUCACGCCAAAUUUUGCGCAUGACACGCUGCUACAUGCGGUGGUUUGUACAGGGUCACAAAGGUCAACUAUCGAAUACUCGCUUCUUCGAGACCUCGAUCUGGCUGAAGAUAUCCACCGAGAUCUCGACGGUGUCCAGCGCAUCCGAUUGCCAGUGUACUUGACUGAAGCGACUUCGAAUGCACACUCGACAUCACGGGGGAUGAGCCCUGCACCCCAAAUGCCGAGCAUCGCUGUCAGUUUCGAGGUUGCUGGCAUCGAAAUGCCUGACUCUCCCGAUGUCAGGAGAUCGAUCCGAGUAUUCGUUGGGAGCGAAGCCCUGAGAGAACACUCGGCCGAUAUCCUGUUCUCGCGCAACGUCAUGACGCUCUACAGCUCAGAUCGAGGGAAGCUGACGGUGCCAUUCGUGCGCCCUGAUGACUACGCAUCAUUCAAGACCAUACGAACUUUGGCGGUCUCGCAAGAGAGGCCCAAGCUGAAUGCUACCGCCCGACCAUUCGUCUUUUCAGAACCUAAACAAGUGGACGUCACCGACACUACCACCGACGGGGAACAGGAGGAUGAUUUCGACGUUCGAGAUACUCGGCAGCCACUGACGCCACCCGCUGAUGGACAUAUCGCUCAGACGCAGGGCGUGGCCAGCACUAUGUUGGAGAAUGGGGCUGGAGAGGAUAGUGCCGAGCGCAAUCACCUUGUUCCUGAACGUGACGUCCAGGAGCGCGAGAAAUCCCCAGACGGGUCUUCCGGCGAUGGGAGUCGACGUGAAGUUGGAUCCGGAGGCAUUUGGAGUUCGUGGCGGCAGAGCUCGAACCCUUCAAAGAUGACGUCAAAGGACGGAGCUCCACUCAGUGGAUAUCAGCCCGCUGGUCGAGGACGGAGUAUGAAGAUAUUGAAGCCACUGAAGGCGAGCAAUUCGACAUCUGCCAGGACCGGGUCAUCGUUGGAGGGAUCUGCUGCGCCUGCGGCCCCGAGGACUAGUGGAGAGCAAAGUCGAAAGAGCCAAGUCGGCACAGAAGUGGCAGCCGUGAGCAGCAACGGCGGAAUCAUACGGCCUGAAGCCAAACGAGUGGUUUCGACAGUUGCGUUUGACACCAAGCCCGCAGUAUCAGCUCCUGCCUCGACCCGCGAAUCUCGAGCAUCGUCCGCCGCGGCUCGGACUUCUGCCAACCCAGUUGGUGGUGCAUCUGCGUUCUCCUGGAUGACUCCUGGCUCAAGCAAGCGACGGACGUCGGCUGCGACGGCAGAGUCGAUUGGACGUUGA
Molecule: messenger RNA, 1923 nt
Organism: Microdochium trichocladiopsis
Lineage: Eukaryota; Fungi; Ascomycota; Sordariomycetes; Xylariales; Microdochiaceae
Exons: 2
Coding region: 1-1923 (640 amino acids)
Source: RefSeq, a predicted model, not a curated record